Messenger RNA from Nothobranchius furzeri (turquoise killifish), 3568 nucleotides. It is a transcript of the gene lrrn2, whose product is annotated as leucine rich repeat neuronal 2. Gene Ontology annotation, cellular component: extracellular matrix. NCBI's taxonomy places the organism in Eukaryota, Metazoa, Chordata, Actinopteri, Cyprinodontiformes, Nothobranchiidae. Gene Ontology annotation, molecular function: protein binding. The record is from RefSeq and is a predicted model, not a curated record.
GGCGAUAGAGAGAGUGAAGGAGAGAUGAGAGGCGCUGCUGCAGAACACACCUCAUCUCCUCUUUAGCUGGAGGGAUAGAGGGAGAAAGUCUGUGCCAAUUUUCUCAUCUGGUCAGAGACGAAGAGGGAGAGCCAGCAAAGUAAUAUUUCAGGAAUCUUAGGAGAUAAAUGAACAAAGGACUGACAAGGAGAAGAGAGGAAGACGGGACAAAAACACCCGGAAUGUGAAGAAGCUGAAAUGAAGAAGCAAAUGGAGAAGGAAGAAACGACUGGGAGAGAUGCAGCCAGUGCCUUUGCUGCGCAAUGAUCCAGAACUGAGCCGUCCACCUUUGGUCAGCUCUUGAGACAGACGCUGUGGCAUCAGAGGCUGUCGUCCAGCUGCUGUGCACUUCCUGCUACAAUUAAAGCCAAAAUGAGACUUUGUUUAGAGGUUUCCAACAUCAGAAGAUAAUUUUCAGAUAUUUAACAUUCCAGAGAAGCUUGUCUUUCUUGUUAUGAGCGAUGACAGUGAACCAUUUGCUCUCCAGCUACAAUUAGCUCUCACAUCACUCGUCCAAAUGAUUUGUCGCUCUUCUCCGUAACAAAGACUUCCUCACCUUGUCUGAGUCGGCUCCUGAGAUCUGCGAGGAUUAUGAGGCCGGCUUUAGUGCUUUUCCAAUCACAUUGUCUCUUGUGUGUGUUUAGUGGUGUGUGUUUGCUCGUUGUAGUGGGCUCACUGCCUCCUGCACUGCCAUGGCAUGUUUCCUGCCCGGUGAGGUGUGUGUGUCAGAUCAAGCCGUGGUUCUCCCCGGACUCCGUCUACCAUGAAGCUCCCACCAUGGACUGCAACAACCUGCUGCUGACCAAGCUCCCAUUGCCCAUACCACCAAACACACACACGCUGCGCCUGCAGAGCAACCUGCUGUCAGUGCUGGACACUGCAGUUCUGCAGGGGCUCCCCAACCUCACCGACCUGGACCUUUCCCAGAACCUCUUCAGCCGUGUCAGAAUGGUAACUCAGAGUGCGUCCCUGCCUUCUCUGCUGUCCUUACACCUGGAAGAAAACCAUCUCAGUCACCUUCCAGAAGCCUCUUUCUCCUCACUGACAGCUCUGCAGGAACUCUUCCUCAGCCAUAAUAACUUACACUCAAUAGCAUCUGGAGCCUUUUCUGGUCUCGACUCUCUCCUUCGCCUUCACAUCAACAACAACAGACUCACUACCGUGGAUCCUUUAUGGUUCAGGGCUUUGCCUUGCUUGGAGGUUCUCAUGCUUGGAGGUAAUCCUGUGGAAGCCCUGCCUGAAAGGGGCUUUACAGCUCUGAAAUCCCUCAGGAGCCUCGUCCUUGGGAGUAUGGGUCUGAAAGGGUUGGCUGAGGAAGCUCUCGAAGGGCUCGAGGGUCUAGAAAGCCUCUCCUUCUAUGACAACCUACUCACUAAAAUCCCAAGACAAGCCCUGAAGAGGGUACCAGGACUGAAGUUUCUCGACCUCAACAAGAAUCACAUCAAACUAAUCGAGACAGGAGACUUUAAAGGUAUGGUCCACCUGAAGGAGCUCGGUCUCAAUAAUAUGGAGGAGCUGGUGUCGAUUGAGAAAGCCGCCCUGGAGAACCUCCCAGAGCUCACUAAGCUCGAAAUGACCAGCAACCGUCGAUUGUCAUAUAUCCAUCCUCAGGCUUUUGUCGGGCUGAGCAGGCUGGAGAGCCUAAUGCUCAACUCCAACUCCCUGAGUGCUCUGCACCAGAACAUCAUCCUCUCCCUGCCAGGCCUUCAGGAGGUCAGCCUACACACCAACCCACUGCGAUGUGACUGCCUGUUUCACUGGGCUGCCAGAGACACCGCUCAUCCUCACCUUGAGAAGGAAACAAACACACCAACAGCCCGCACGGUGCGUUUCAUCCAGCCUCAGGCAACCCUGUGCUCCGAUCCUCCAGAACUGAGAGGCCGCAGAGUGCGUGAAGUGUCUUCUGGAGAAAUGUCCGCCGUUUGUUUGCCCACAAUUCCUGCUGCUUCCCUCCCUUCCUAUGCAGGGGUCCAAGAAGGGGGGAAACUGGUUUUGCACUGUCGAGCACUUGCAGAGCCGGAGCCUCAACUCUACUGGGUGACCCCCUCUGGCCUGAAACUUGGACCUUCACCAAACCCUCUCUCCAAAGCUUUACCGUCCACAAUUCACUGCAACAACACAACUUCUCAUGGACUUCACCACUCAUCUGCCUCCAGUGUCCAGGUUCAAGAGGAAGCUGCCUGCCAACUUUUCAGACACUACCAGCUGCUCCCCGAAGGAACUCUGGAGAUCAUCAAGAUCUCCCCAAGAGAGGCAGGAUUGUAUACCUGCGUGGCUGAGAAUGCCCUGGGAGCGGAUACACGCAGUGUUACUGUGGGUGUUCACAACAGAGGAAAAAACAGAAGGAGGGGCAUGCUGACCAAACUAAAGAAAUUCCAAGCGAUCAGAGCAGAUGUCAGGUUGGAGUUGAGAGAAGUUGGAGAACACUACGCUAUCUUGUCCUGGCAGAGUGGACAAAACCUCCCCUCCACCCGUUUAUCCUGGCAGGCCGUGUACUCAAGCUCCCACUCGCCAACAUACACCACACGCGUCCUCGCUGGCACGCAAAGCUUCAACCUGACUCACCUGCAGGCGGAGACAUUUUACCGAGUGUGUCUGCAUUUGGGGAUUAGCGAGAGCACCAAGCAGGCAAGUCAGAGAUCAAGCGAGAGCAGAAAGCCUCAGUGCAUCUCGUUCAGGACAAAGGAAGUCCCAGAGCCUCAGCCUAGACUGCAGCUGAACCCCCAGCUGACCUCCACGGCGGUCACACUGCUGCUCCUUGCUCUCCUACUGCUGCUAGCAGGGCAGGGUUGGGACACCGAGCCUGGCGGGGAGGCAGGAAAUCACCGCAAUACCCUCUAUGUGGACAUAAAGGUUCCCAAGACUGUUAUCAUAUACCAAAAGACAGAAGAAAAUGACAAAUAUCAGUCAGAUCAGAGGGAGAUGCCGCAUAAGUGUUGAGCUCAUUGCACAUCCUCACAAGAAACAUUACAAAUGUACACCUGAAACUCACAACAGUAGAGGAACCACAGCUGACGGUUUAGUGAGAGAUUUGUAUUUAUUUUAUAUACAGUACAAAGUAUAUAUCGUUUCUGUGUUGGGGUAUGCUGUAAAGACUGCUUCUCUACUAACCGGGGAAAUGAAAUUGGACAAUCACACUCCUGCUGAACACAGGAUGAACCACUGAGCCUGAGCUGACCACUGGACUGAAACUAAGAGAGUCUGAUGUAAGGCAAGAUUCACAGAGAAGCUCAAGAACCUCAAGGGUUUUAUAUCCGUUUAAUGUCAACAUGUUUCCACUGACUGAAGCAUACUCUCUCCAAGCUGAUUUAAAAAAUAAAUAAUAACAUCUGCAUUGUGACUGAUGCCGAAUGACCUUUCUGCUUGUUUGGACAGUUUAAGACAAAGUGAUUGAUGUAAACAAUGCUUUUGCUUAUAGCUCCUGCUACUUUAGACUGGUUUGUCCAGUUAGCAGUACAUAUAUGUAUACUCAUGCAGAUCCCGGUAAAGCAUCUCAAAUACAGUUUUAAAAUAAAAGUGAUUAAAAAGA